Anopheles darlingi is the source of this 3980-nucleotide messenger RNA. RefSeq names its product adenosylhomocysteinase-like 1. The coding region runs from base 266 to 1645 and encodes 459 amino acids. The record is from RefSeq and is a predicted model, not a curated record. Gene Ontology annotation, cellular component: cytosol. NCBI's taxonomy places the organism in Eukaryota, Metazoa, Arthropoda, Insecta, Diptera, Culicidae. Gene Ontology annotation, biological process: L-methionine cycle. The transcript is spliced from 6 exons.
UGCUUAGUGUGCUCCGGGUAGAGUGGGUCUGUGGCAGCAACUGUGGCGACAGCGAACACGUCCUGCAACAGCAGCAGCAGCAGCGGCGGCGACGACGGCAGCAGCAGUGAAGUGAAGUGCCAAAACGUGUACGUGGUUCGUCCGUGGUGCUCCGACCUCCGACUGAUCAGCAACCAGCUAACCAACCGACGACGCGACUCCAAAGCCGCAAAACCAUUCAGCCUCUCAGCCUCAACAGUAGCACCAUCAGCGCAGCUCAGUCAGGAUGAGCAUGAGUUCGUACACCGAGAGCAGCUCGGAGGAGGACGAUCUGUCGCCGCGCGACAAAGCGCAGCAAAACUCGAAGGGUUUCGCGGACUUUUGCGUCCGCAACAUCAAGCAGCACUCGUUCGGGCGGCACGAGAUCGAGAUCGCCGAGCAGGAAAUGCCGGGCAUCAUGGGGCUGCGGAAGCAGGCCCUCGACGACAAACCGCUCAAGGGUGCGAACAUCGUCGGCUGCACGCACAUCAACGCCCAGACGGCCGUCCUGAUCGAGACGCUCAUCCAUCUGGGUGCGAAUGUGAGAUGGGCAGCCUGCAACAUUUAUUCCACCCAGAAUGAGGUGGCCGCAGCGCUGGCCGAGAGUGGCGUACCGAUCUUUGCCUGGCGCGGUGAAAUCGAGGAGGACUUCUGGUGGUGCAUCGACAAAUGCGUGCACGCCGAGAACUGGCAGCCGAACAUGAUCCUCGACGAUGGCGGUGACGCGACGCACCUGAUGCUGAAGAAGUACCCGGUGAUGUUCAAGAUGAUCAAGGGCAUCGUGGACGAGAGCGUCACGGGCGUCCACCGGCUGUACCAGCUGUCGAAGACGAGCAAGCUGACAGUGCCGGCGAUGAACGUAAAGGACGCGAUCACCAAGACCAAGUUCGACAGCCUGUACAGCUGCAAGGAAUCCGUCAUCGACAGUCUCAAGCGUGCGACGGAUAUUAUGAUCGGUGGGAAGCAGGUAGUGCUGUGCGGGUACGGUGAGGUUGGCAAGGGUUGCGCCCAGGCCCUCAAGGGGCUCGGUUGCAUCGUCUACGUCACCGAGAUCGAUCCAAUCUGUGCGCUUCAGGCGUGCAUGGAUGGGUUCCGCGUGGUUAAGCUGAACGAGGUGAUACGAACGGUCGAUGUGGUGAUCACCUGCACCGGCAACAAGAACGUGGUGACGCGCGAACACAUGGACAAGAUGAAAAACGGCUGCAUCGUGUGUAAUAUGGGCCACUCGAACACGGAGAUCGACGUGAACAGCUUGCGCACGUCCGAGCUGCAGUGGGAGAAGAUGCGCUCGCAGGUCGACCACAUCAUCUGGCCGGGCCCGGAUGGCAAGCGCAUUAUCCUGCUGGCCGAGGGUCGGCUCGUUAACCUGUCCUGUUCCAGUGUGUCGUCAUUCGUUGCCUCGAUUACCGCCGCCACCCAGGCGCUUGCCCUGAUCGAGCUGUUUAAUGCACCGCCCGGUCGCUACAAGGCCGACGUCUACCUGCUGCCGAAGAAGAUGGAUGAGUACGUGGCGAGUUUGCAUCUGCAGACGCUCGAUGCGCAUCUGACGGAAUUGACCGACGAGCAGGCACGAUACAUGGGGCUCAACAAGGCGGGUCCCUUUAAGCCCAACUACUACAGGUAUUAGUAUAGCAGCAAGCAGCGACGAAUAUCGCAGGCGUGAGGGGCCGAUGCGGCCACGCGCAUGCACGCAAAGCAGUUCUGGAGUCGCCCGUUCAAAACCCGCAGCCGUCGCCGAUCGAUCACCCAUCUUCGCCUUCAUCACAAUGUGUUUCUUCGGUUUUCGGUUCGUCCGGGUGCCGGACAUCACGCAUACGCGCAGCCUUAUAUAUGGUUUGCAAUUUAGCAGAGAGAGAGAGAGAGAGAGAGAAGGAGCGGUAGCAAAUUAUUAGUGGCGGUAGCUGAAUUUUAUUGAUCGACUAGGCCAACGUGACAGUAUCACAGAUUCCCCCGUUUCAUUUUUAUUCUAAAUUUCGUAGUGACCAGCACACGAUUUAUCAUAACACCGUCUUUGCACACGCCAAACAUUUUGCAUACGAUGGGGAAUUUUUCACAUCGCAUGGAAAGUGGUCCAUACAAAAAAAAAAAAAAAUAAAUGAUUUAUGCCCCCUAGCUAUUAUUUUGAAGAAGCACCGGAUAGUGAACGAAAAGAUUCAACAGCGCGACGCAGGCUUAACCGCACCGGCCAUUGGCUAGCAACUGCCUGCAAAUCCUCGCAUCACAGCCUAAGCUUUUUCGCACACUUUCGAUUCUAGAAGAAUCAAACCAUCCAUCUGUUGAGCCCCCCCUUAAACAAACCCGCACUCCCUCAGAAACCACAUUUCCAACGCUAAUUACCAGUAUUGAAAGGCCUGUCGUUUGCUUACGUUAAUUUCGCGAACGAAGAGAGACACACCACACAACUAAACCACUAAACAACGGUCACUAAAUGGGACAAAAUCCCCUGAAGCCAAACGCCCCAAACCCCGCUCUGACCGGUUUCUAGCACAGGCGAUAAGCAAGUGAGAGCUAAUUGUUUCGAUCGUUUCCAUUCGUUUUCCUUGAUUUAAGGGGUUUCUCGCACACUAUUCGCACGACAGCGACUGGCGACUGUCGUGGUUUAGAUUCAAAAAUAGUAGUUCAUACCACGAAGGGAAAGUGGUGCGUUUAUUUUCACGCAAACAUUCAGGACCACAUGCUUUUAUUGGAGUAAAAUAUAUACAUAUAUGUUUGUAGUGUUCGCGGGGCGCCCGGAAUAUAUAUAUUGAUAUGAGUAUCAUAGCGAGUUCCCGUGGCCAGGUUAAUUUGUAGCCCUAAUUUCCACUCUAUCGCUGCUGUUUCUUGCGGAAUCGUCAAUUAGAAUGCACCAUACUAGCGCGUACCAGCUUCGAGACUGGAAAAUUAUUUAAUGUGGGCUCAGUAAACAAAUACCGAUUUAUUGCUCGCCUGUGGGUAGGCCAGAAUAUUCCGUUACAAUUAUCUUGCUUUUUAUCAUCAUGCACAACGAGCAGCGAGCACUAGUGCAACUGUAGUGUUUAGGGCAGUGCGCGUUACACUGCGGCUAGAUGUUAGGCGAGAAAUGACGAAUCCUAUCUACUGGGUCGACGCACGGUGACAAAUGGUGAGGCCGCGAGCGAAAUAAGCACAUCAAAGUUCAUCCGAUAAACGUAGUAGAGCCUGUAUUGUAGACGACCGAAAGAGAAAGAAAUAGGGUACACCAGGCGAUCAUUUCAACAAUUGAAUCUGUGCUAGCUAAUGAAAUGCAUUUGCCAAUGGUCCAACGGGAACUCCAGCCCAAUCACACACACACACUAGAAGGUCUCCGGUUCGCACCCGCUACGAUUAGCAUCGGUUAAUGAGCUUCAACACAGUAGGAACGAAACAAAUAGGAACGGCGGGAACAGAUUUGGAAACCCUCCCCUUCCGCUAGAACUAACCAGACAAGGGCUAAACGAAAUUGAGCAACUUCUGGCCCGCUGGCAUCUCGCAGUGGAAUAUUAAAAUGCGAAUGCCUUUUCCACGGGAGCAGCGAAUCGAGAGCAUUGGCACCCGCACUAGUAGUUAAUGUAAAGGUGUGUGCGCGCGCGUGUGUGUCUGUGCAGGUAAUUCAAGCAAAAUCGGUUUUCGAGGAGCACUGGCGCAGGAUGGAGGGCCAGCAAAACAAACGGAUGAUAAUUUAAUGAGAGAACAAACAUAAAGUCUAGAAGAAACGGAAUCGCUCCAUCGAAUUGAACAUGCAGCAGUAUAGUGAGGAUAUGCAAUAUAACUAUUUUGGUACGGACAGGGCUAAAAAUUAUACAACAAAGUAAGAAGGUUGAAAGAGGCAGGCGAAGUAUAAUCUAUAAAGUAUAAAAGGUGAACUAUAAAAGAAAAAGGAAAAGGAGAGGAUCACAAUGUUACAAUAAAAAAGCGUCAGCCACAAUGGCGCCACACCACUGUUCUAGUUUCUAGGUAGCAGAAUACAAAAUGCCUUAAUAGAGGGA